GCCCUGCUGCUGCUGCUGCUGCCGGCCGGCCGCCCGGUGCGGGCGCAGAACGACACGGAGCCCAUCGUGCUGGAGGGCAAGUGCCUGGUGGUGUGCGACUCGAGCCCGUCGGCGGACGGCGCGGUCACCUCCUCCCUGGGCAUCUCCGUGCGCUCCGGCAGCGCCAAGGUGGCCUUCUCCGCCACGCGGAGCACCAACCACGAGCCGUCCGAGAUGAGCAACCGCACCAUGACCAUCUACUUCGACCAGGUAUUAGUAAAUAUUGGCAACCACUUCGACCUUGCCUCCAGUAUAUUUGUAGCUCCGAGAAAAGGCAUUUAUAGUUUCAGUUUCCACGUGGUCAAAGUGUACAACAGACAGACCAUCCAGGUCAGUUUGAUGCAGAAUGGGUACCCAGUGAUCUCAGCCUUUGCGGGGGACCAGGACGUCACCAGAGAAGCCGCCAGCAAUGGCGUCCUGCUGCUGAUGGAGAAAGAGGACAAAGUGCAUCUCAAACUGGAGAGGGGCAACCUCAUGGGGGGCUGGAAGUACUCCACGUUCUCGGGCUUCUUGGUGUUUCCUCUAUAAACACAGAGCCCCCAGAAGGUGGGGAAGUUGCGAUCUGGACCCAGGACUCCGCCCUUCCUAACACCCCCGAACUUGCCAGAAUAGGACCAUUUGUUUCCAACCUCCGUCAGACUGUUGAGGUAGAAGAAAGAUUUCCUUCUAAAUCUCCAGUAUUUUCUUUGAAUAUUGACCAUUCCUCGGGAACCUGGCUUCUAAUUAGUUUUAGACGACAAGGUCUUAAGGAGAAAUGAAAUUAUCGAUCUGAGCAAUUUGUACCUGUGAUUGUAAAGUCAAUACUGGAUUUUAUUGUCGGGACCGUGGACUUUUCUUCCUUUUGUUUGUACGUUGUAUUGUUGCCCCAGCGAGGAGCACCAUUGAUCUCCAGGAUGGAUUGCAGGUUGCGGGCGGGGCUCCGAGCAAGAGCCCCGCAAAUCACCACCCUCGGGAUAGCCCUUGAAAUGUGUUCUUUGUGUGUCUGUUCAGCCUUAAGGAAAAGAAUGGCUUCACUUUCAUUCUGUAUUUUCCCCCGGGGUGGACGGGAGGCCUCGGGUGGGGGAAGGGGACAUUGUGAAUCUGUCAAGAAGUGCUUUAUCCGGAGAAGCAAAUUUUGCACGAUGAAACUGCGACUUUUGCUUUGUACCGUUUAUGUGUGUGGGGUUCUUUUUGUUGGUGGUGUUCUUUUUUCUUCUGGAAAAGCUUUACGUUUCUUUCCACACUCAGCUCUCCCUUCUUACCCUUACUUCUAUUUUUCGUACUGGGGUGGGGAAGAGAAACGUAUGUUGAAUUCUUGAAUGAGACCAAACGAAACCAAACAAAACGAAACACCUGUGUAUUUUGUUGUGGAUGAGACCGCACCAAACCGUAACAGGUGGACACUUUUGCUUAUUCUUUCAAAGAGAUUCUCUCAGAUGCACCUUUAGAACUAACAAGCAGGAUUUGUUUUUCUUAACGCUCUGGAAUACUUUAAGAACUUGAUGUUCCUGGGUGGCCCGAAUCCUGUAAGAUGAGCAUGAGAGCCGUAAUAACCAAGCCCCCUAAACCAUGCUUCCUUGGCCCAGCGUACCUGGGUCUCCCCAGCAGCCUGUCUUCAUCUGUCUGCACCCACCUGCAUCAGUACACCUGGAUCUGGUGUUUCAAAGCCACAGGACCCCCAGAAUCCUCCUCUGCUCCACCGACAAGGAGGAGCACCUGGAGAGAAGGCACCUGGGAGUCACCGCGGUUACAGGUAUUGGCAGAGGCCCCCCAGGAGCAGCUUUGCAAAGCCUUCCUGUUUGGGCACCUCAUACAACAAUAAGGUUAGGCUCCGGCUGGGAGUUGAUGGGUGCAGGAUUCAUAUGCCAAGGAAAUCUUGCUGAUCCCAAAGCAAUCCAAGAAGAGACCUCACAGCGGAUGUUAAUUUGUCCUUUGUGUAACAAUGUAACCAAAAUAUUGAUGAUAAAAAGUCAUAAUUUAAGAUUCAGAAUAAAUGAGUUGGAUGUCUGGCUUGGUCUUCUCCCCUCCUCCCUUCACAUCGUCUCUCCACUCCUCAAAUGUCUAGACACACAGGCCAAGAAUCAAGGACUCGGGAAGGGGACGCUUACACUGUACCUCUUUACAACACACACCCAGAUGCAAAGCCCCACGUCUAGAUCUGUGGGUCUAGAUGGAGACUGCACACUGAAAUAUAUUUCAGUUUAUACAUGUGUAUUUUUCACACAGGAAGAUGUUGGGGGGAGACAGUAUGUGAAAAAGACAGCAAAUGCUUUAUGGACAGGCAAUCUGCUAUUAGCACAUAGAAUCCUUGAUGUGGUGCAAGUUCCAAUCCAAUAUUUCAAUCAGAGGACAUGGGUAUACAAGAAACCGACAUUUCACUACAGCAUCAAUUGUUUCUAGGGUAGUAUGAACGCGGGGAAGCAUUGACUUCCAUUUUCAAAUUAGAAAUGCAGCAAGAAUUACAGAAAUGAAAAAAAAAUCUAGUUUGAUGAAGGUUCUAAGUUUUUCUGGUCUUGGACAGCAUAGUAAGAUACUCAAUCAUCUAAUUAAUUAGAAUGCAAAUGUUAUUACAUUUUCUUAGGAAAAAAAUCAAGAAACAUCAAGCAAAACUAUGUUGGGUAUUUUGGAUCUGUGAUUAGGAGACACACUUCUAAGUAUGAGCCUUGUUUAUUAGUGCAGAUAACAUUGACAGUUCGACCCGAGCGGAUACUGUACAUGUGUGUUUUACUGCCCUUCGUGAAUGAAUUAGUCCUCUGGUCCCUCAUCGUUUAAACCUUCCGUUCCGUGUUCAGUUUCAAACAGGCAGCAAACGUCAUCAUAUCGCCCUUCAGAGAUUGAAAAAUAUAUGAGUACUUGUUAUUUUUAUUGCUUACUACGAUGUAAUGCGUAUAUUUGUAUUUACAGCUUUACUACCUACAGGUUGUUAUUUGGUUAUGCUGUCUAAUAAAUAAGUUAUUGAAUCGAUCAACCUAAAA
Messenger RNA from Suricata suricatta (meerkat), 2993 nucleotides. It is a transcript of the gene CBLN2, whose product is annotated as cerebellin 2 precursor. Lineage: Eukaryota; Metazoa; Chordata; Mammalia; Carnivora; Herpestidae. The annotation marks the transcript as partial. Gene Ontology annotation, molecular function: protein binding. The transcript has 3 exons. The record is from RefSeq and is a predicted model, not a curated record.